AAGUUUGGUAUCGUAAGGAUCAACACCAAAUUGUGAUUAUAUCCCGAAACACAAGCUGAAUAUAACCUAUUCACCAUGUCCAGUCUUGAUGAUUUCUUUGCCAAAAAGGACAAAAAGGUUAAAAAAAACUCAAAUUACUUGGCCACCGAUGAGCUGUACAAAACACUGGAGGAAUCGGCCAAGCUGGCCACCGAGGUCGACACCGACGCUCUUGGCGAGGGUCCAUCAGGAUCGGGAUCGGGAACUGGAACUGGGAAUCUGAAGCCCUUGGAGUUCGGCAUUCGCUUCUCAGGCGAUUCUGCAGAAGACGAGGAUGAAUGGUGCGAUUUCACGGAGGAAAUGCGAAUGCAGUAUACCAGCGAUCGUCGUGGCAUCCAAACGAGUCUUAGUUCCAUGGUUUUGGGUCCAUUUUCCGGUGGCGGCGAGCACAAAGGUCCGGACUCCGAGCAGCGUGACACUGGCGGCGAUGGCAUAGACGUGGGUCAGGCAGAUGGUUCGUCGAAUCCGUUUUGUCCUUGGCAAAAGUUGGAGAUGCAACCUCAGGAGGUAGUGAAGGUCGAACAGAAGACUGUGGAGCAGCCGCAGAGGGAAGAACCUCCCGAGGUGAAAAGCCAAAUCUACAUUCCCCCGGCUCUGCGCCAGAGCCAAGGUGACUUCAAUCAACGCCACCAGGUGGAGAGCCGCCUGCCCAAAACUCACUCGAAGAUGCGGGGAAAGCCCCAAGCCCCCGAUCUCAACAGCCCCGAAUAUUUUCCCACUCUAAGUGGCUCCAAGGCUGGCAAGCGCACCAAGUAGUGGAGAUGCAAUGCUUCCAGUUAUCGUUGCUGUUCAAAUUUAAUUGAGAUCGUUUGUUCAGAAACCAAACCUCGCCCCAAAUAAAAACGAAAGCAGACCCCCUCUA
Molecule: messenger RNA, 901 nt
Organism: Drosophila biarmipes
Lineage: Eukaryota; Metazoa; Arthropoda; Insecta; Diptera; Drosophilidae
Product: protein CDV3 homolog
Cellular component (GO): cytoplasm
Source: RefSeq, a predicted model, not a curated record